AUAGACUGUUAGGAAAAAAAAAAUCUCCAAAAACAUGGAGAUCACUCUACUAACAGGGACUAAAAUGAUACUUCCAAAAUCUACCAUUUGCCGUUUCUUAAAAAAAGAAAAUACAAUUAUUUUUAUAGUAUUUAUUUUAUUUUAGAGCUCAUCAACUUCUUGUACUGAGAGAAAAAGACAGCCAGAAAGACUAUAAAAAUAAGUGUAUAACAUGAAAACCAUGGGAUUGUGAAUGGUCUCUGAAUGAAUCAGAGCUAUCCUCACUACUCAUACUUUACAUUUUAGAGCGUUUUAUACAAAACAAAACAAAACAGCAGUGAUCCAAAUUGAAACAUGGCAAGUGUGGGGUUUGCACCCAUAACGUUUCUCUGGUUAGUCUCUUUACUCAUUCUUACUUCAACAGUCUCCGGCGACACCUAUAUACGGCUGCCAGCUGUCAAACACGUGGCCCUCUUCGUCUUCGGCGAUUCACUAUACGAUCCUGGUAACAACAAUUUCAUCAACACCAUUCCUGAAUACCAAGCCAACUUCCCUCCUUAUGGAAAGACUUUUUCAAGUUUUCCCCCCGGUAGAUUCUCCGACGGUCGUUUAAUCCCUGAUUUUAUCAGUGAAUAUGCGAGGCUUCCAUUGAUUCCCCCGUAUUUAAAGCCUGGGGUUACCGACUAUGCAUAUGGAGUGAACUUUGCAUCUGGUGGAGCUGGAGCCCUUGUUGAGACUCAUCAAGGUUUUGUGGUAGACCUUCAUGCUCAAGUAAGCUAUUUCAAGAAAGUAAAGAAACAGUUGUGUCAAACACUAGGCCCUUCAAAAGCCCAGAAAUUGAUCUCUAAAGCUGUUUUCUUGUUUAGUGUGGGAAGCAACGAUUACAUGUCUCGUUAUAAGAAAGAAAGUGUUGGCAUGGUGUUAGGCAAUUUGACUCAAGUCCUUCAAGAAUUAUACGAUAUUGGAGGAAGGAAAUUUGGUUUUGUAAACAUUCCCCCAAUAGGUUGUCUUCCAGGGAUAAAAAUGCUUAAACCAGAAAACAAUGGUGCCUGCUUUGAUGAAUUCACAUCUCUAUCUAAACUACACAACCUAUUACUUCCCAAAGUCCUAAGAAAUAUACAGAUUGAACUUGAUGGUUUCAACUACACAACGUUUGAUUUUUUUACUUCUGUGAGUAAAGUAAUGGACCACCCGUCAAAAUAUGGUUUCAAAUAUGCUAGUACGGCAUGUUGUGGGAGUGGUCCGUACAGAGGAGUUUAUAGCUGUGGUGGGAAGAGAGGAGAGACAGAGUUUGAGUUGUGUGAUGAUGUUGGUGAUUAUUUUUUCUUUGAUUCUCUUCAUCCAUCUGAGAAGGCAUGCAAGCAAUUAUCACAGAUGUUUUGGACUGGGGGCCCUGAUGUCACUUGGCCUUACAAUCUUGAGGAAUUUUUUAAAUUUUAAAUGGAUUUGAAAUGAAUACUAUCAUUGUGUGUAUGAAACUAUAGUCAUAAAUUGAGAAUAAAUGAAUUAAGUCCAUGAA
This is a messenger RNA of Cannabis sativa, 1498 nucleotides long. RefSeq names its product GDSL esterase/lipase 5. Gene Ontology annotation, molecular function: hydrolase activity, acting on ester bonds. Bases 334 to 1419 code for a protein of 361 amino acids. The transcript has 5 exons. The record is from RefSeq and is a predicted model, not a curated record. NCBI's taxonomy places the organism in Eukaryota, Viridiplantae, Streptophyta, Magnoliopsida, Rosales, Cannabaceae.